AUGGGGGACAUGAAGACCCCUGAUUUUGAUGACCUGCUGGCAGCUUUUGACAUUCCUGACAUUGACGCAAAAGAAGCCAUUCAGUCAAGUCCGGAGGAGGAACGGGAUGAGAUGGGGACCAACUCCGACGAGGGAGAGAGUGCGUCACCUCCAUGCUUCCCCUGUCUCCCCGCCUCACAUAGUAGUGUUAUUGUGAAGAACACCGUACGAUCUGAGUCCUUGGAAGAAGAGGAGCCAUCUCACACCCAUACAACCGUCUUGGUGGGUGAGCUGCCCUCACACCUUCAUGCAAAGCUGCCACCCGAUGACGCCGUGGAGCCGCAGAUCGCCAAUGGCUUUCAGGGAUCCAUCCCCCGAGCUCAGGGACAGCCCAAAACACAGCAUUGGCACCCUUGUUCACCAUUGAGGUCCACACUGGAUUUUACCGCGGGUAAAAGCCCUAAAGGAGCUGCAAUUGGAUUGGUCCCACACGCAACCGAUGUCCUAAAUCGUUUCAAACCCCUCCCGGUCCUCCAGUCUUCCAUUAGGACUGGUCCUCACCCCUCAACGGCUCCCUCCUCCCACUUAGUGAGCCCUCACCUUCCUCGUCUCUCCCCCGAGAAGGAUGAAACGUGCCUCCUCAGCGAUCCAUCAUCCUCCCCUUUAUCACAAAAUGGGAGUUUUAAGGCUGGAGUUAAACAUGCCAUGCACUCGGAUGAAGAGGACUCCGAGCCUGACUUAGGAAGUCCACUGGUGAUCCAGGAGAGCCCGGAAUCCGUGAUGUCCUCCCCUCCCAAAUUUCAAUAUCAAGCAAAACUACAGUCUGACAUUCUUGGGCCUCCUGAGUACCAUCCGCGUCUUGUCCCCCAUCGACCUCUGCCCUCUCUGGCGCCUGCAAAACCUAAACCCAAGCUUGAGGAGCACGUGCAACCUACAGCCCUCAGUGGCGCCUCCACAGCCCCUCAGCCACAGAGCCCCCAGGACUGCCUCGCCUCUCUCAACACGGGCUUCGCAUCAGUCCAAGAAGACAAAUACCCAGAGCAUGUGAUCGAUGAAAGGGACUCACCCGAGAGCCCGCCGCCAAGCGAGACGGGUCUCCUAGUCCCCAAGGAAUACAGCAGCCCGGAUUCGGCCCAAGCAACGGCAAACAACGAGGACUUUGCUCACAAAGAGGAGCUUGAGGAAGAGGAAAGACCGGGCGAGAGUGAGAAGUUGAGUGAAAAGGGGGCUGGGGAUAAGGAACAUUUAAACGAGAAGAGCUGCGCUGCCGGCGCUGACGGUUCUGGGUCUGCGAGCGCGGCGAAACUACUUCCCUCUCAGUCGCAUCCCCUCAAAGUUAAAAUCAAAAUGCCUACGGGUAGCAUCACAAGGACCGUGACUGGUGCUGCCCCUAAAAAAAGAGCCAUUCCCAAGGGCGUGAAUAGUUCAAAAGCUUCAGCAGAACGUCAGGGCGCCAGAUCCAAGAGGGAGCUACCAGAGGCGUCUCCGACGCCUGCGAUGGCGAUGCUCCAGGACGCCUGCGCCGCGACGCUGGACGGCGCCGGCGCGGGCAAAGACAAAGCCGCAGCGGACGCCAAGCUCAAAGUUUCCCCGACAGCCGUUAGCAUCACCAAAAGCGCAGCCCUGCCCACCAUCUCGGCGUCCGCUCCGAGAACCAGCCCGGGUGUGAUCAACCCUCGCAGCCUGGCUCCUAAAGCGGUGAACAGUGCGGCGGCUCUUCCUGCGCCGUCCCCUCUGCUUACGCCUCAAAUCAGCAGCAGGCCGGCCUCCAUAGUUAACAGCACCGGGGCGAUCAUAUCCAAGACCCAGACCAACCUGGUGGAAGCGUUCAACAAGAUCCUCAACAACAAGAACCUCCUGCCCAGUUAUAAACCAGACCUGAGCUCUCCUCUCCCUGCAGAGUGGGGCCUUCCGCUGCCUGCACAGGGUUACCGCUGUUUGGAGUGCGGCGACGCCUUCGCCUUGAAUCAGAGCCUGGCGCGUCACUACGACCGCCGCUCGCUGAGGAUCGAGGUGACCUGUAAUCACUGCGCCAAACGCUUGGCCUUCUACAACAAGUGCAGCCUGCUGUUGCACGCCAGAGAACACAAGGAGAGAGGCCUGAUCAUGCAGUGUUCGCACUUGGUCAUGAAGCCUGUUCCGGUGGAGCAGAUGAUCGGCCACCAGGAACCCGCGGCAACUGGACCCUCAUCAUCAUCAUCGUCCUUUGCAGGCCAGGCCGCCCCAGCAGCCGCGACGCGUCAAGCGGUAUCCAAGAAGAAGGCCGAGGCCGUGCACUACACGGGUAACAGAUGUCCCGAGUGCCAGGCUCAGUUUCAUAGCAAAGAAGAAGUUGCCGAGCAUUUCCAAGAAAUCAAACCAGCACAAACCUCUUCAUGCACAGAGUGUUCCCCUCCAAUGCUCCUGCCCAACGGCUGCAGUGCCGCAGCCCAUCACCGCAUACACCAGAGCAGUCCGCCACGCGUCUGCCCAGAGUGCGGCGGCACGGCCAAGCAGUCGCUAUUCCGAGCGCACCUCGACGAGGCCUGUCUGCACUUUGCCCGACGCAUUGGAUACAGGUGUGAUGUCGUCGCUGCAGCCACGUGUUCCAGUUGCCUGGUGGUGUUCGGCGGGCUGAACUCGGUGAAGUCUCACAUCCAACAGGCCCACUGUGAUAUGUUCCACAAAUGCCCCAGCUGUCCCAUGGCUUUCAAAUCUGCUCCGAGCAUACAGAGCCACAUCAGUGGGCAACAUCCAACGCUCACUGAACGACAGACCAUGUUAAUAUAUAAAUGCGUCAUGUGUGACACCGUUUUUACAAACAAGUCUCUGCUGCACAUCCACUUUGAAACCCACUUGACCAAUCAAAAGGUGCACGUGUUUAAAUGCCCUGAGUGCCCCAAGUUGUUUUCUCAGCGGAAUUCUCUUCUGGAUCAUUUCAAGACCCAUAAGACUUCCAUCCCAAAACAAGAGUUGCCUUCACCUCCUGCGGCUUCCCCUCGUUCGAGGCCGUCGGUGAAGUCGGAGAGCUCGAAGGGAGACGAGUCGGGGCGCGAAGAGAAAGUGAAGCCGGAGAAGCUGAAGACCCCCUCCGGCUGGAAGUGCGCGCCUUGCCACGCACGCUACACGGACAGGGAAGACUACAUUACCCACAUGGCUGAACAGCAUAGCAAGAGUCUGAAGAAGUUUCCUUGUAACAAGUGUGAGAGCUCCUUCACCACCACGUCCAGUAUGAGACGGCACAUCAGAGACAAACACAAAGCCGCGAAUCGCUGCUUUCGAUGCCAGUAA
Molecule: messenger RNA, 3249 nt
Organism: Gasterosteus aculeatus aculeatus (three-spined stickleback)
Lineage: Eukaryota; Metazoa; Chordata; Actinopteri; Perciformes; Gasterosteidae
Source: RefSeq, a predicted model, not a curated record